UUGUAAACAAAUAACUAAUUCUGUUGUUUAUUUCCGUUUAGUUUGAAACCCUGAAUGUUUUGUGUACUGGCAAUUGUUGACCCUUGAAAUGUUUGUCUCGCUGUGGUAGGUAUCUAUGGAAGAUGAAGUAAACAAAGCACGGCAAGGAAUAAUACGGGAGAUAGAAAUGUCUGACCUGGACAGAGGCCGGGGAGAGACGAGGCCAAGGAAGUUCUACCAGGACAGGCGCGAGGCGGGGGCGGGCCGGCGGCCCCCCGUCAUCAUAGCCAGGGCGGACAGGGACAGGGACAAGCCCCCGGAGCGCGCGGUGCAGCCCACCAUCAUCCUGCGGCCGCGAGAGGACGCCCCGCGCCCCGCCGUGCUGAGGAAGGAUGCGGAGCCCCAGACGCCCAUGUACCAGCUGGUGUCCAAGCUCUCGCUGGGGGAAACUGCCAACCCGCUGGCGGCGCCCCCGCAGAUGCGUGGCUGCGUCAAGCUGCUGGACGAGUCGCUGCAGUUCUGCGACAGCUGCCUGGAGUACCUGGUCGAUCAGAACGACUUCAUCGUGGUGGGCGUCGUGGGCACGCAGGGAGUGGGCAAGUCCUCGCUCAUGUCGUGGCUGGCCGGGGACUCCCCGGAGGCCCUCCACGCAGAGGACAGGGACGGAGGGGUGUUCCCGCGACAGGGCCCGGAGCAGCACGAGAGCGGGCAGCACUGCACGGUGGGCGUGGACGUGUGCGUGACGCCUGACCGCAUGGUGCUCCUGGACAUGCAGCCCGUGCUGUCACCGGCGGUGGCGGAGCGGCUCGCGCAUGCGGAGGCCAAGAAGUUCUCCGCGCUGGAGUUCACGUCGGCCGAGAGCAGCACGGAGCUGCAGUCCAUGCAGCUGGCAGCCUUCCUGCUGUCUGUGUGCCACGUGGUGGUGCUGGUGCAGGACUGGUUCCUGGACCCCAACGUGCUCAGGUUCCUGCAGUGUGCGGAGAUGCUGAAGCCGGCCACCCCCACCACGUCGCAGGACGAGGAGAUCAUCGAGUACUUCCCCCACGUGCUGUUCCUGCACAACCGGGCCCAGCCCUCGGACUUCAGUCCGCGCCAGGUGCAGCUCAUGCAGAACGUGUACAACCGCGCGUUCCUGCGGUCCCGGGUGCAGAUCCAGAGUGGCAUAGGCAUCGCCAGCGGCAGCGUGAUGGACUGCCUGAACCCCGGCUCGUGCGGCGAGCCCCUGAACCUGUUCCUGCUGCCGGAGGUCACCGGCCAGGGCGGGCCACUUCCGAGGCCAGCCCGGCUGCGCGGAGCUGGUGCGCCGGCUGCGCAGACAGAUCCUGGGCGUGGGCAAGCAGCCGCUCACGCACACCGUGCUCUCGGAGAAGAACUGGUUCCACUACGCCUACAAGGUGUGGGAGAGCGUAAGGAAGAGCUCCUUCUUCUUGGAGUACAGCCGGCUGUUGCCGUGACGACCCUGGUGUGGCUCCGGCGUGGCUCCAGAGAAGUCACCAGCAGUGUGGAUUAUAUACCCUCGUCAAGUGUGAAUAAAUACUGUAUAUCUCACCAUCUUGAUGGAAUAAUUUUCAAUGGCGUUGCUUGUGUAUUGCAUGCACACAUUAUUAAUUAAUGUUUUUAAUUAUGAUAAUUUUUUUUAUUUCUCACAAGCACAUAAGUACAAAACUACUUUUAAAAGCAGAACACAGAUAAUCCCUAAGCUAAUGAGGAAUGUUUCCAGUGUGCAGCGGUGCACGCUGUGCCGUGCUGUGCCGUGCUAGACGAUUAUUGAGAGCUUGUCGCCCGCCACCUAUAGCGUUACUUCGCUAGAAACCUGCAACCAUUUGAAUAUCCACAUCACCAACAGGAACGGAAGUCUGUGAUCUAGGCCACGUUGGUAGCAGUGUGCCACUGGGAAGGGAGGGGGUGACAGCCAUCCAGUGAGCCAGAUGCUGACGUGGAGUGCCGUCUGCUAUGAACAUCUGGUUGCUUUUACACCUGUCCCUUCUAUUCUCUGGGCCCAAAUAAUGAACAUUCAACACAGUGAAAUUUUUUUUUUGUUUUUUUACGUUUCUUUCUAUUUGACAACAUUUUCCUUAGUGACAUGAAAGUUUUAACAAGUGGACCUACUGUACUGUGAUUUCAAAGUUUCCUUUUCAGUUGGACACUCUUGUAUGAUGGUUGUAUGUUAGUUUUAUCAAAAUGAACAUUUCUGAACUGUUUGGAAAAUAACAUUAACACAAAAAAAAACAUUCUAAUGCAUAUUUGGCUGGAGUUGAAGUGACGAGGAAUCGACGUGUUUGCAAACUGAAAGAGGGGGCGGAGCAGCCGUGCGUUCUGCCUCGCCCCUCCACUAGUCAGCACGGCUCAGCCACCCGUGCUUCGAGCACGGCACGGAGGUGCCUGCCACAGGCAACCAAACAAGCACACGACUCUGUAACUUACGUUUUUUAAAUCUUAAAUCUAUAUCUAUUACAAUUCUUAACAUUGAAAUGACAAUCCAGCAGGUACUUACUUCUUUGAUAAUAACAUACAAGUAUGUACAAUUACCAACCUUUACCUGGAGGAUAACUAAUUUAAGCAGGUAGUAAUGAACUUAUGAGCGAGGAAAGAGGCACUGCAAUCCAAGAACGUAGGAAUACCAUAGUCCAUACCUGCCUUUCAAGCCAUUCCCACCUGCGUGUACAUGUGACCACUUUGCGUUAUGUGCAUGAAUGUCUCCCAUGUAUGUGACAGCUGGAUGACUGACAUCCGACAGAGUUUCUCUGGACCGCGGAAACUUUGGAUGUGCCAAUUCUCUGAUUAUGCGCGAUUUAACGAUAACAUUGUCUUUGUUUUCAGCUAGCCCAGAGGUAUAAUUUUUCAGGGUUGUGUUUUUCCAGCCUUUCUUCAGUUUAGAUUCUUAUUCUUUCACUUUACUCCAUGAUUUGCCCAAUGAUUUCAUCUUUGAGAUUAAUUUUCUUCAGACGUUUCACAAUAGUAGGAACACUUUCUAGCUCCUCAAGCUAAGCCUGUGCGGAUACUAAUGUUUCGAUGCGAAGCGAACAACAAAUCAAAGUUUAAAAUAUUCACGAAGUUGAAUUGAAUUGCGAAGAUUGUUCUCUGCAAAGCUGAAUUACACUUAUUUUACAAAAUACAGGAUAAAAGUAAAAAAUAAAUUGUUAAACAUUUGUAAUGUUUGAACUGAUUAACCAAUUAGGGUAUAUUAUACAUAACAUCAUUCAGUAAGUAUCACAAAAUAAUCAAGCAUUCAUAAAAGCAAACGGAGUGCCUCUUUUUUUUUUACGUAACCAACUUUAUUUGAACAAAAUUUAUACAAGAAAAAAAAAUA
Messenger RNA from Bacillus rossius redtenbacheri, 3289 nucleotides. RefSeq names its product nonsense-mediated mRNA decay factor SMG9. Gene Ontology annotation, biological process: nuclear-transcribed mRNA catabolic process, nonsense-mediated decay. Lineage: Eukaryota; Metazoa; Arthropoda; Insecta; Phasmatodea; Bacillidae. Bases 116 to 1591 code for a protein of 491 amino acids. The record is from RefSeq and is a predicted model, not a curated record. The transcript is spliced from 9 exons.